Anastrepha obliqua is the source of this 3523-nucleotide messenger RNA. RefSeq lists its product as uncharacterized. Gene Ontology annotation, biological process: carbohydrate metabolic process. Gene Ontology annotation, molecular function: carbohydrate binding; isomerase activity. The coding region runs from base 609 to 1523 and encodes 304 amino acids. NCBI's taxonomy places the organism in Eukaryota, Metazoa, Arthropoda, Insecta, Diptera, Tephritidae. The record is from RefSeq and is a predicted model, not a curated record. The transcript has 12 exons.
UUCCUUGUGUGGAAAAGCAAAGGAAAAAAACAGUGCAAGAAUGAAUUAGAAGGUGGGCUGCAUACUCGAGAAGUUAGAGAAAUUCUUUAUUUCAAUAGUGAUUUCGGUGCGUGUGCUAGGCCAUAAAUACGUAAAUAAUUAUAAUUAUUUCCCCGAGCUUAUUUAAUAAAAAAGUUGAAGUAAUUUUGACUCACUUGUCUCGCGAUCGCGUAUUUUAAUUUCCUUUAAAGCUUUGGGAGUUUUCGGGUACCUACAGCACUUUAGACAUAGCAUCUCGAAGAAAGUCUAAGCCGCAGUGUAUGUCAUAGCUAACUAGAAGCAAAUAAAAUAUUAUUUUGCAGUGGAAACAUUGUGCUUUUAUCAAAAAUUAGAGUCGAUUCAAGUACCCUUGAAGGUCGAUAAUGAGCGGUUGCGGUAAAUAAUCAUCGGCUACAAUACCUUAAAGAAAAUACAGCAAACCUUAAAGAAAAGAACAAAAAGAUUAGUAUCUGCCCAAACGUUUGUUUGAAGUUCGUGUAUUUACUAGCUGUGAAGGUUACAUAUUUAAAGUUGAAUGCAGUCGAUGUGAACACAGUUGCUUAGGAUCCAGUGUAUAAAAAUAUAUCGUAAUGGCGACAACAGCAGCGGCGACUUCUGCAACAGCGCAGGCUACAAGUGUUGUUGUACUCGAUCGGGGAAACAAUACAACUUGUACUAUAAAUCUACAUGGUGCUACUGUCGUUUCUUGGCGAGUGAACAACCAGGAACAGUUGUUUGUGAGUAAACUUGCUUCAUUUGAUGGGAAAAAAGCUAUUCGUGGUGGUAUACCUUUCGUAUUUCCGCAAUUUGGACCUUGGUCAUUUGGGCCUCAGCACGGAUUUGCACGCAUCACGAGAUGGAAUUUGGAAAGACCACCAGAACGUUUACACAAUGGUGAUGUUGAAGCUAUUUUUUCUUUAAUGGACAAUGAAUUCACUCGCUCCAUGUGGAAUUAUCAAUUUCGAAUCACGUAUCGAUUGAUUUUGCGGGAAAAGGAAUUGCAUUUUCACAUUGGUGUAUAUAAUCCGAGCAAGGAUUUGUCCUUCACAUUUAAUAUGCUUUUACACACAUACUUAAAAGUUCCUGAUGUACGCCGCUGCCAAAUAACGGGCUUACAUGGUUGUACGUUUAUUGAUAAGACUCGCGAAGGUGCUAUUUAUCAGGAGGGGCGUGAAAUUGUGACAAUUGGUGAGUGGACUGAUCGAAUUUACCAGCACACACCCCAAGAGCAUGUUAUCACGAACGUUGUAUCCGGAAGGAAGAUGCGACUGCACAAGUAUAAUUUUCCUGACACAGUCAUUUGGAACCCCUGGAUUGAUCAAGCGCGAGAAAUAAGCGAUUUCGGCGAUGAUGAAUUUCCUAAUAUGCUAUGCGUUGAAUCUGGACAUGUUUCUUCUCCGGUUAUACUACUGCCUGGUACAGCGUUCGAAGCCAGUCAAAUACUGCAGCAGUUCAAAUGCCCGAAAGUAUCUCAAGAGGAUAAUGAAUUAAAAAACAAAAACUGAAUUAUCAAGAACGGCAAGAAGUGGCAAGUGUGACACGUUGAAGCAUUAUCAUCGAGGGAAAUGUCAAUAGAAAAACUAAACGGAAUCGCUAACGUUUAAAGAAUCGGAACCCACAGAGAUAAACCGAUUCAUAGGAGCCACAUUGAAGAGUGAUUUAUAAAAUAAUACAUACCAUUAUUAGAUGUUUAUAUUGAAGUUGUAAAUCAAGCAAACGCAGAUAAGAAGAAAAAAUGUCAAUUUAUUCAAUAUUAUAGAAAACCAUUCCAUUCAAUUAAAAUAAAUAAAUAUGUACGUACGUGAAAAUUAAGUAGGUCGUCGAAAUCAAAAUUAUAUUUAUAACCUCCCGAUUUUAAUCUUUAUAACUAGGCGUUAAUUAAAAUUUAUACGUAAAUCUUCGGUUUUUUUAAAUAAAUUUUCUCCCUAUAUUGUUUUACCGAGUUUUAUUAAAACUUCAUAUUUAUCUUAUUGCAAAAGUGUGCUAAGCACGAUUUUUCACUGUGCGUUUUUUUAACUUCAGUGAAAGUACGGUGAUGUAUCAUAAAAUAGAACACUCCAUAGUCAUGUUUUUGAAACAAGUGUAAACAAUUUUUUUUUGGAAAUACUGUUCGAGUGACAGUUCUUGACUAAAUAAAUGUCCGGGUAUUUCCGGUAAAGUAGACCCAUUAUUUGCCUAAUCAUGAAAAACCAAAAUCGUUUAAGUAGUGACGUAAAACCGUUAAGUAUUUAAUCGAUUUAAAAUUUGUGUAAAAAAUUAAUCUAUCUGUAUUCUGAGAAUAGCUUCCAAAUUUACCGUUUAUAAAAUUCUAUGCGCUAUAACCAGGUGUACAAUUAAAUAGCAGCAGUUAAUUUUAAAAUUGUUGAGCAGUUGCCGUUAAGUGAUAUUUUAUAUCCGUUCAAAAUUGUAUUCAGAUUCUUUUUAUUUUAAUUUUACAUGGAUAUGUGUAGUAUGUAAGCAUGCAUGUUCUGUGAAUGCAUAUAGUACUUGCAACUGUUUUUAUAGACAGCGAAAAGAUCCGAAAAUAAAAUAAAAAUAACUAAGCGAUUUUAAAGGUUACAAUUUUUAAUAGAAAAAUUAACAACACCAUAAACCCGUGCUAGCCAAAAAAAGGUGGAAGUACGUAUCAUUUUAUGAUUUCGAAAAAGAGUAUAUCUAUCACCUUGAUCAAAAAGUUCCCGGAAUCUAUUCAGCAAAUCCGAAAUACAAGUUUAUUCCUCAAAGGUGAUGUCAUCGCUUUCAAAGUACUCCACAUAGUCGAAAUCCAUAAUCUACUUUCUUUUUUUUUACUGAAAACGACAAGAUUUUUUUGGUCGAGUUUCAUUCGGAGCUCUCAAUUGACUCGCCUGAUGUCUGGAUUGCAUGUCACAUUCAUAAAUCCACGUCUCGUCUCCAGUAAUAUGCGUUUGAUGAAUGUUGGGUUGGAUUUAGCCUUCGAAUUCAUGUCUUUUUGGCGAUACGUGUUGAUAUCUCUUUUUUGCAUGAAAUUCAAGUCCUUUGGGACCAACUUUGCAGUAACACGACGCAACCCCAAAUCAUUAACUACAAUGUCUUGAACGGAACCAUAAGCCAUGUUCAAGUCCUCUGUCAGCUCUAUGAUGGUUAAUUUGCGGUUAUUGAUCGACUUUUCUUUCACUUUAUUGAUAUUUUCAUCAGUUUUCAAUGUCGACGGCUUACAACUACGUUUGUCAUCCUCAAUGAACUCACAGGAUCUCCUGAAGCUUUCAUGCCACUCUUAAACAGCUAUGUUCUUUAGAGUAUCAUUACCGAAACAGUUUCCCAACAUUUAUAAGGUUUUCGCAACAUUGAAUUCAUUUUAAACGCGAAAAUUGAUAUAAACUCGUAGCAAAUCCAAAUCCCGUUUUAAAACUGUAAGAAAUUGAAAACACGUGCAAUGGUGGGUUUAUUCAAGACGGCGUAACGUUUACAAAUGUCAAGCAAUGGCAAUACAGUUUUGGUAGGAAUGUUAAUCAUAGAUGUAGCAACCUAACAAAAAAAAACAGAA